CUUCUUUCUCUUCAACUUCCCUUCUCCUUCACUAUUGCUUCUUCAUAAGUUUAACUUUUCACCGCCUCCCACAAAAUUUUAGUAUUCUAUUCCACCUAAAAGAAAGGUAAUUAAAUUGACUGCACCAUUUUAGAGAGAGAGAAAGCAAGCAGUGAGAGAUCCAUUCUUUGCUUAUAAGCUUGUGUUGUUUAGGGUUCAAAUACCUCAUAACAAAUUGCCUAUUUUAUUUGGUUUUCUUUCUAAUUACAAUCAUAUAGGACUCCCUUUCCUGAGCUUAUCUCUUUUUCUGACCAAACCAAUCACAAAUAGAGUCUUCAAAGGGAUGUUAGAAAAGAUGGCAGAAGAAACAAUUUCAAUUCCAAAUGGUUUUGUUCAGAACCCAGUUGGUGGAUCUAAUCCUUCUGUUGCAAAGAAGAAGAGAAACCUUCCAGGAACCCCAGAUCCUGAAGCUGAAGUCAUAGCCUUGUCACCGAAGACACUGAUGGCCACCAACAGAUUCUUGUGUGAAAUAUGCGGAAAGGGUUUUCAAAGAGAUCAGAAUCUGCAGCUUCAUCGACGAGGGCAUAAUCUUCCAUGGAAGCUGAAACAAAGGACUAGCAAAGAAGCAAGAAAACGCGUUUAUGUUUGUCCCGAAAAGACUUGUGUCCAUCACCACCCUUCUAGGGCUCUGGGGGACCUAACAGGUAUUAAAAAGCACUUUUGUAGGAAGCAUGGAGAGAAGAAGUGGAAGUGUGAGAAGUGCUCAAAGCGAUACGCUGUGCAAUCCGACUGGAAAGCGCACUCAAAAACCUGUGGCACUAAGGAAUACAAAUGCGACUGUGGAACUAUAUUUUCGCGGCGGGAUAGCUUUAUCACCCACAGGGCAUUCUGCGAUGCCUUGGCUGAAGAAACUGCUAGAGUAACAGCGGCAUCUAACAUGAACAACUUGGCCCACAGUGGUCUCAACUAUCAUCUUAUGGGGACUCCACUAGGGCCAACGAUGGCGCAACAUUUCUCUUCUAUUUUCAAGCCAAUCUCAAGCAGUGAUGAAAUACUGGAUCAAACAAGGCGGGGACUCUCCCGAUGGAUGGGUCAAGGAUCUCAAGCCCAUGAAACAAUAGGCAAUACUCUCCAAGAAAUUCAUCAACUCGGUUCAGUGAAUUCGGUGCCCCUUUAUGAAGGUCCUCUUGUGUCUUGCUCAAAUCCGCCUCCAUCUGAUUAUCAACUAAAUUGGGUGUUCGGAGAUAAGCUUUCUUCAGCCAAUGUUGAAGCCCUAUCCAGCACUUCACUCCUCUUAAGCGAUGUUAAGGAAGCUGGAACUCCGCUCGUGAGUGUUCCUUCUCUGUAUAGUUCCCAACACUAUCAUCAAGCAACGUCGGCGAGUAUGUCAGCCACUGCUUUGUUGCAAAAAGCUGCACAAAUUGGUGUAACUUCAACAGACUCCUCUUUCUUAGGGAGUUUGGGGUUGAAGUGCAGCAACAAUCAGGUUCAAGAUGGGGACAAAUAUUGUGGAUUGUAUGGUUCAAAUUCAAACACAAUAGGCAACGCUCUUGGAAGUGAUGUGGAGAACUCGGGGAGUGACAUUACAACAUUGAAUCAGCUGCAAAUGUACCCAGCCAAACACCGGCACUUGCAGAGUGAUGACAGUAGCGGAGGACAAACCAGAGACUUCUUGGGUGUUGGCGUGCAAGCUAUCAGUUGUCACCCAUCAUCCUUCAAUGGAUGGAUUUAAUUAAUAUUAUCAAAUUACAUGGAAAAUUCAUGAAUUAUAUAUUUCUCAAUGGAAAGCAAGUUGAUAUAAUAAAGUGGAGUUCAAGUUGGGGAUAAAAAAAGGGCGAGAAUUAUUAGUUUGAACCUUCGCGGAGAGGGGAAAAAGAUAGCAUUGAGUGGUAGAUGGGAGCUUAAAAGUUGUGCUCAGAAAAAAAACUAUUCCAGGAGCUGAAAGAGAACAUCCAUGCAUAUUCUGUAGAAACCUGAAAGAUGUUCCCUUCAAAGGUGGUGGCUUUUAUUUUUGAUAAAAAAGAAGUAAAGUGGUGGGGGCGAAGUAAGAGUCCCUUUUGAGCUCCAUUAUUGCAAUCUAUCAUAUCUCAGAGUUUGUGGUUGUUGUCUUGUUCAACUGAGUUUAAAAGACCAUUUCCAGUUUCAAAAA
Mangifera indica (mango) is the source of this 2128-nucleotide messenger RNA. RefSeq names its product zinc finger protein NUTCRACKER-like. Gene Ontology annotation, molecular function: DNA-binding transcription factor activity. The transcript is spliced from 3 exons. Lineage: Eukaryota; Viridiplantae; Streptophyta; Magnoliopsida; Sapindales; Anacardiaceae. Gene Ontology annotation, cellular component: nucleus. The record is from RefSeq and is a predicted model, not a curated record. The coding region runs from base 323 to 1711 and encodes 462 amino acids.